CGUCACCCGAAAAGAUUAUCAUUUUCUUCGUCCCAACAGCCAUUAUGAGCCUUCCAAUGCCUACUACGGGAAACAGCAGCUACGGACGCUCCGGUGCGAUGGAUCCGAGACAACUCCAAGCGAUGGACGCUCCUCUCAUCGCCCUCACGCAGCAGUGCAAGGGCGAUCUCCGGCAGUUGAUGUACGCCUUUUUCAGCUUUUUGAAUCGCCGGACCGAUUUCUACCUCGUUCCCCAUCCCGACGAUACACGGGACGGAAAAGCUACGCAGAUGGGAUUUGCGGAGGGGGACGCCGAAAAAAUGUUGCUCGCCGCCUUUCGGCAAUUCCCCCUCCGGCGCAUCCCCAGGGGCGGUGUGCCGGCGGGAAGAAAAGCACCAACCCCUUCGGCGAAGACGAAGACGCAGGCGAACAAAUCACCAAGUCCUUCCUCUAAACCGGAUGCGGGAGACAAACAAACGGAACCGAAACCGAUUACCGACAAAGGAGACAGCAGCGGGAACAAGAAAUCCGAACUGUCCGGGGGAGAUGGGACAAAACAAAGUCCCAAAACCAAGAACGACGACGACGACGACGGCAGCAACAGCAAUAGCAAUGACGAGGAGCAGGUACCACCCAAUAUGAAUGGCGUUCGAUACAACGAGGAAGGUCUCCAGAUACCCGUUGGCAACGGUGGUUCUACUCCGAAAUACAAAUGGACCCAGACCAUUGACGAGACUACCGUCUUGAUUGGCGUCCCAAAGGAGUUCAGGGGUAAGGACUACGAUGUAUCGAUCACGGCCUCGGAACUUUCCGUCAAGGCCAAGAGAUGUUUGCCGGGCGAAGAAAAAUCGAGGACCUUUGUGGAGGGAAAACUCGUAGACAGCAUCCGUGUCGAUGAGUCCACCUGGAGCAUUGAGGGAGGAGUCAUGAUUGUCACACUCGAGAAAAAGGCCAAAAAGUUCUGGACCGCAGUAUACGAAGAUGACAUAGAAAAGUACAAGAUCGACACCGAACUCGUCGAUUCGCGUCGACGAAUAGACGAGUACGACGACGCGACCCAGGCUCAAUUCCGGAAAACCAUCUUUGACCAAAACCAAUACCAUUUGAACGGCCCCACCUCUGAUGAAAUCUUGGGCAAAACCAAGAAGGGGGGCCCCAAUAAGCCAGGUAUUCCAGGACUACCGCAAGGUAUGGAGAUCAAGGACGCUGCAAACAACAAUGCAGGCAUCGAAGACCUACCGCCGGGUGUGGAAUAUAUUGAUAAGAAAACGCUAGACGCAGCAGAGAAAGAUAAGAAAUAAUACAAAACAUAUAGCAGCAACAUUUGCACACAAAGACUGCGAGGUCCCUUCCUGAUUCUGUUGUAAUAUAGAAUAAAGUCAGUU
Pseudo-nitzschia multistriata is the source of this 1364-nucleotide messenger RNA. The record is from the annotation of a GenBank genome assembly. Lineage: Eukaryota; Bacillariophyta; Bacillariophyceae; Bacillariales; Bacillariaceae.